AUGGCCCGUCUGUUGCUUCUUCUCACUGCCCUGGGAGCCGCCUUUACCCAGGUCGACGCAGCUUGCCAGUACCAGUUCAAUGGCCCCAGUGGCACUUCCGAAACCCUCUGCCUUCCUGAAGGCAGCUCUCGCACCGUCAGUCUUGGAGGAGCCACAGUCAGCUACACGUUUGGCAGCUUUUGCGGGUCUGUCACUGUCAACAGCGGAACGGGCAUCAAUGUGAACAUUUUGGGAAGCUGCUGA
Messenger RNA from Colletotrichum truncatum, 243 nucleotides. RefSeq lists its product as uncharacterized. The record is from RefSeq and is a predicted model, not a curated record. NCBI's taxonomy places the organism in Eukaryota, Fungi, Ascomycota, Sordariomycetes, Glomerellales, Glomerellaceae.